GGAUGAACGACGGGCGCUGCUUGACGCUGUUACCUGGUGUUACGUGCCACAGAAGCACUAACCGGUCGGUCAGUAUAUCGUCUCGUUCCUGCCCUUGAACAACGCUCGCCUGCUGUUCGACGUGUCCCGCGCCAGCUUGCGCCCCAGAAACUCGCACGCGUCAACUGACAGAUUGAGAAGUACAAGGCUGAAUCAUGUCGAGUCCGUCGUUGAAGGACCUGCCCAAAGUAGCUUUAGAUCUGAAAAGCGAAUUGGAAGGUUUCAAUCAUGGUUGCAUGAAAAAAGCUGCCACUGCUGAGAAGAAUGUUUUACCUUCCGCCGAAGACGUACGACAGGAGCGGCAGCAUUCUGAGUUGAUACAUGGCGUGGAAACCUUUAAGACAGAUCAGUUGAAGCACGCUGAUACGAAAGAGAAGAUUGUGUUGCCUAAUGCCAAAGACGUCGCCGCGGAGAAGACCCAGCAAACAUUGAUUGCCGGCAUCGAGAAGUUUGACACUGCAAGUCUGAAGCAUACCGAGACCCAGGAGAAGAACCCGCUACCCGAUAAAGAUGCGAUUCAGCAAGAAAAGGGAAAACAACAACUGAUUUCCGGUAUUGAGAAUUUCGAUCCAGCGAAGUUGAAGCAUGCGGAAACCCUCGAGAAGAAUCCUCUGCCCACCAAAGAAGCGAUCGAUGCCGAGAAGAUAGCCGCUUAGAGAAGCUGCCGAACGAUAAAAAGACGAAGGAAAGGAAUGGGGACGGUGUGACUCGUCGCUUCUUCCAUUUUCUAUAUCCGUGACAUUUUAUAACAAUUAUUCAUACAUUGCCAAGGAAACGAAAAGCGCGAAUGUGAAGCACUGUGUUAGUUGUAAUGCUAUGAUUAUACUUAUCCUAUCGCCAUUCUCGGAUGUUCUCCUUCUGGCGAGAUUAAAAGACUAUCCAAAAUAUCCAACGUUAAAUCAAGUGGCCGAUGGCGAUACCGCUGCUGCCUGUCCUAUCGGUAUAUGUCUCAAUAGAGACAAUUCGACAACAAUUAGGCAAUGACGAGAAUGAGAGCAGAUCUAAAUGGCAGUAAGCCCUUAUCUCGCUGCAAGUUUCUUAUAACUUGCCUCCUCGCUACAUCUAUUUGUUUUGUUCCUAUUAUUACAUCUUCCAAGCAGUGUUUGAGAUAGUUGCUUAAAAAGAGAGAGAGAGAGACUUGUAGAAAAAAAAUUAGUAAAUGUAGCGAGUCAGAAAAUUAUUUUGCGAGACGAGGAAGACAAAGGUUUAACCCGAUAAAUCGCGGAAUACCGUAUGGAAUCGUCAUCUCGCCGAAGGAUGUAGUUUUUUUUACACCGAGAGAGCUGCAUGCGCGAGUAUAUUCGUUAUUUUCGAUAUAGCAGGCAAAAUUGUCGGUGGUAUUGCAUGAUGCGUUUAUAGCAGACAUUGCGGAAGUACACAAACACACAAUGAUCGAUCUUAUAUUUAUGUAUUGUAAAAAUCAUAUUUUGUAUAAACGGGCUAUUGUACUUUUUUAAUAUUUCGUACACAUCGCAUUGUCAUUUCGACGAAAUUAUUAUGAGGAAUAAAAAAAAGUAAUUUGUACAAAAGCGGCGUUCGCUUCUUCCUUGGUCCUAAUUAAAUAUCAUUAAC
Messenger RNA from Pogonomyrmex barbatus (red harvester ant), 1611 nucleotides. RefSeq names its product thymosin beta cib (gene cib). Gene Ontology annotation, biological process: actin filament organization. NCBI's taxonomy places the organism in Eukaryota, Metazoa, Arthropoda, Insecta, Hymenoptera, Formicidae. The record is from RefSeq and is a predicted model, not a curated record. Gene Ontology annotation, cellular component: cytosol. Gene Ontology annotation, molecular function: actin monomer binding.